Molecule: messenger RNA, 1818 nt
Organism: Cyphellophora attinorum
Lineage: Eukaryota; Fungi; Ascomycota; Eurotiomycetes; Chaetothyriales; Cyphellophoraceae
Product: Trichodiene oxygenase
Exons: 3
Coding region: 1-1818 (605 amino acids)
Molecular function (GO): oxidoreductase activity, acting on paired donors, with incorporation or reduction of molecular oxygen; iron ion binding; heme binding
Source: RefSeq, a predicted model, not a curated record
AUGAACGCAACCACAGAAUCAGCUCCGCCCUCCAUCUCGCCCGCCUCUCACCUCCGCCUGUUCGCGCUCGUCCCAGCCCUCACCUUCCCGACCGCCUUCCUCCUCGCCCUCGCAUCAAUUACGCUCUACCUCCUGCUCCUCUCCAUCUACCGCCUAUACAUCCACCCCCUGCGCCACAUCCCCGGCCCCAAACUCGCCGCUCUCUCCUACUGGUACGAGCACUACUACGAUGUCGCCCCGCAAUCCGGCCAAUUCCUCUUCCACAUCCGCGACGUCCUCCACCAACACUACGGCCCCAUCGUCCGCAUCAACCCGAACGAAGUCUCAAUCUGUGAUCCAGACUUCUACUCCUCGAUCUACCACUCCGAUCCAAACAGAAGAACGGAUCGGGAUACGUGGAACAACCUGGCGCAUCUAGGACAGGGACUCGCGUUCACGUUGGAUCACGAUGUGCAUAAACAGCGGAGGGCGAGUAUGGAGGAGUACUUCAGUAUGAAGAGCGUUUAUGCGCUCGAGGAGAGGAUUGGAGCUGUGGUUGAAGGGCUGGUGAAGCGGCUGCAGAGGGAUGUUGAGGAGGGCCGGACUGGAAGGAGGGCAGACGUGAAGACGCAGGAGGAGAACAGGGAUGUGGUGGAGAUGACGGGCUGGACGAUGAAGACGCUGAAGCGGAGUCCGGAGAAGGAGAAGGUGGUGCAGGCGGAGCUGCCGCCGGGGGUGGAGAAUAUGUAUCACUUGGGGAGUGCGGUGGCAUUUGAUGUUAUGACUGAUUAUGCUUUUGGGAGCAACGGCUGUACGAACUACAUGCACAACAAACACGCCGGCUCCGAAUGGGCGGACCUCACGAAGGAGACUCUCCACAUCAACCCCUUCGUAAGACAGUACCCAUGGUUCGUGACCGCCAUGCAGAGCCUGCCAGAAUGGCUCCUCAUGAAACUCCAACCCACAUUCGCGCCAUUCGUGGAAUGGGACCACAACAUCCGCAUCUUCAUGCAACGCGCCGCCAAAGAAGCGAACGCAAACCCAGACUACUACCUUGACCCGGCAGCGAAGCAUCGUCCGGACAGGACACUCUUCCACGAGCUGGCACUAACCCCCAACCUGUCCGCGGCGGACAAGAAGCUAGAGCGCUUGGGCGCGGAGGCGACCAUGGUAGUCAGCGCCGGCGGCGAGACGACGGCGCAGGUGAUCAGCAGGACAUUCUACCAUGUCGCGGCGAACUGGGACACGGCGGGGGCGAGGUUGAGGGAGGAGCUGAAGACGGUGAUGCCUGAUCCGAAGCUUAUUCCCAAGUUGAGCGUGCUGCAGAAUUUGCCGUAUCUGAACGCUGUGUGGGAGGAAGGGUUGCGUUUAAGUGUCCCAGUGCCGGCGCGGGUGCCGAGGGUGUUUCCUGAGGAUGACUUGGUGUAUGUUGAUAAGGAUGCGGAUGGUGGGAAGGGCAAGGAGUGGGUUGUGCCGAGGGGCUGCGCGGUAAGUAUGAGUCAGGAGUUUGUGAUGAUGAAUGCAAAGGUAUUUCCUGAGCCGAAGAAGUUUACGCCGGAGAGGUGGUUGGAGGACGAUGGGAAGGGUGGGUUACGGAGGAGGAAGGAUAUGUUGAAGUACAGCGUGGGCUUCGGGAAGGGCAGGAGAGCGUGUUUGGGUAAGAACCUAGCAAUAGCCGAGCUCCUCCUCACCUUUGCAGUCUGCUUCCGCCGCUUCGACUUUGAGCUCUACGAAACCACCGAGCGCGAUGCAAUCAUGGCGGUCGACUACUUCAUCAGCUUCGCGGCCAUGGACAGCAAGGGUAUUCGGAUGAGGGUCUUGAGGGAGCUGGAGGAUUGA